AUGGGAAAGAAGACACUAUUCUGCAACAUCACUCCGCUGCCGUCGACGGUGUCACGGGAGGUAGCGAUAGCUAUGCUUCACAACCAUGAUGAGAUGAUCGAGCUGAACCCCAUGGUCAUUGAGCAUCGACCCAUCAAGACCCCUCGCGAUGCGCCCGCAGACGAGUUCCUCGAUUGCGCCUGGCAAGAACUCACAGACAAGGUCCACUACCUACCUGGAGGACUGGUGAAGGGGAAGGUCUCAUACAAGGCAUGCUUCCACGAUCUACCGAAUGGUCUGCAGACACAUAUCUAUGCGCCUACUGGCUUGGACAUUCGAGAAAAGUGGUCGAUACAGGGUAGUCUGCCAGGCGAGCCACCAGAACGGCGAGAGCUCGGGUCCACGGCACCUGCAGUUGGACUGUACCUCAAGGAGGAGUGCGAGAUGCGGUGCAACAGAUUUCUGAACAGUUUCGUUAGGAAGAAUCUGGACGAGGCGCACCGGAUUCUGGUCGAGCGCAUUAUGAAGAAAGCUGAAAUGAUAGAGGCUCGCCGUGGGACUGGGUCAGGACAUAGCAAUUUGCUGUCACCCACAGCAGAGUAUUUCAGCAGAAAUCCACCGGAGCAAGCCUAUGGGAAUGGCUUUCAGGUCGGCAGUCACAUGUCACACUCCAAAAUUCUACAGUCCCCAACAAUCCAGACACCGCAGACGACAUCGCCGCAGACGAGGGCUCCUCACAAUGUGAAACCGGAUGGCAUAUCUCCUCAGAUGUCGACACCGCAGGCAAUAACAGCACAACAAUACCACUAUCCGCAGCCUCGAAGUGGGAACGCUCCACCAAAUCUGGCUGACCAUCCAGCCUUCCGCAACGAUAGGCCAUUGACGCAUAAUCUCACGCCAACCAUUCACAACCGAAGCUGGUCUACAGCCAACACGACCGAAACGUCUGCUUCAAACUAUACAUCUCACACUCAAGCGUCCUCAAACACAGCCGCCUCGAAUCACAAUCCUGGUCGCCCACAGCACUAUCAGCAUGCCUCUAUGUCAGCGAUGCCUCCAGCUCCGCCGAGCAAGCAGUUCAUAGCCGAGCUACCUGGAUCAAUACCACAACAGAAGCCUCAACCGUCACCUCAAUUUAGGCGGCACAGUCUUCUCUCCGACUUGAGCGACGAUAUCGCACCUGGAGGCACAGACAGGGCAAGUGUCGUGUCUGCGUUGGACCUGGGCUCAAAUGUCGUCAUUAGUCCAGUGUCACACAUGCAGAACGGCGACCAGUAUCAGCAGCUACCACAGACGAGGUAUCAGUAUAAUCCUAUGGACUUCCAGCGCCGGUGA
Molecule: messenger RNA, 1314 nt
Organism: Cyphellophora attinorum
Lineage: Eukaryota; Fungi; Ascomycota; Eurotiomycetes; Chaetothyriales; Cyphellophoraceae
Exons: 2
Coding region: 1-1314 (437 amino acids)
Source: RefSeq, a predicted model, not a curated record